CAUAUCGCGUCGUAUAUAAGGCGUCGAGCAGGACGCUCGCAGCAUUCAGGCAACAGGUGGUGGAGACGAAGGAAGCAUGCAGUCCUCAACGCGGUACGUGCUGUCAAUCAUCCUGCUGUCAACAGUGGUCGGGAGUUCAUACCAUAGCAGCACGAAGCUUCGUCGCGACGGGGUACUGAACCUGUACCCCUUCCCGAGGGUGGGACGCGCCAACCCUCGCACCUGGGAGAUCAGCGACAUGCUCCUAAAUCAAACUCCACUAAAGCGCCAGCUUUACGCAUUCCCACGCGUGGGUAGGAGUGGUGGACUGGAGACCAUGUCACCACAACUUGAGGAACUGUUGUUUGGAAGACGCAAUCCUUUCGUUAAGCGACAAAGCUUGGAGCAGAUGGAACAGAUGGAGAGCAAGGACACGCCGGGAAUGUGGUUCGGACCGAGACUAGGCCGGGGCUUCAGGAGUGAGGAUGAUGUUUCUCAAAAUGACAUGGAAAAGAGUGAACCGGAGCAAUCAGAGACUAACAUGGACCGCGAGAAACGACAAACGAAUCAUUAGUCAUCUAAUAGAGUCAUUUCACCCCCUUUCCCUUCCACUUGACUGAAACGACCUUCUAUGCACCCAACUUUAUAUUUACUAUAGGAACCUUAAUAGAUAAUAAUGAAAAGUAUCAUUAUUUAGGUACUUUAAGUUUCUAAUUUUUGAAAAUGAUUUGAUUUUAAUUGUUAUUGUAUCUACAGUUACUCAUAGACACGUUUGUGUUUGAAAGUGAAGGAGCGUAAGCAAAACAAGAAUAUGUUUAUUUUAUGUCUGGUUGCUAAAAUAAAGCAAAUAAACGCUGACUCGGAAAUAGAUUUUUUUUUAUUGUAGAAGACUAAAAUUAUUUUUGAACAAUAAUUUUCUAUUGUGCUGACGUUACUUUAACUUACACACAUAGGCAGUGAUAACAAACAUACACUCAAGCAAAUUUUUCGCCUUUAUGUUAGUGUGAUAGAUGAUCAAUUUUUUUUCUCUCUACUACCAUUAUUUUUCUCUCCACUACCUAUAAUUCAUAAUUAUUACGCCAAAAUUAUAUAACCUGUAUAUUUUUAAAUGGUUCCUUGAAGUUCGAAUAAAGUCAAUUUUUGUAGAUAAUUUUGAAAAAUUUGUCUCGUUCAAUGAAUUAUACCGCAAAUGUAUUUAAUUUAGGAAUUUAAGAAUUUGUAGAUAAUAAAUUAAUAUUUUGUGUAGAUUAAAUACAUAAUACUUAUUGUUUUAGAUAUUAAAUAAAAUGCAAAAAUUAUUUCUGAGGCUGGGUGGAUUUUGUUUAAAAUCGAAAAUCCACGGAGUAAUUUGAGCAUUUUCGACGUAUUAAAUUUUAAUUUCUGGUUAUUAAAUGUAAUUGAUAUUUUAAAAUAAAAUUAUGCAACAUUAUAAUGUGUUUAAUUUGUUACACU
This is a messenger RNA of Bicyclus anynana (squinting bush brown), 1431 nucleotides long. It is a transcript of the gene CAPA, whose product is annotated as CAPA peptides. Gene Ontology annotation, molecular function: neuropeptide hormone activity. The record is from RefSeq and is a predicted model, not a curated record. The coding region runs from base 77 to 553 and encodes 158 amino acids. Gene Ontology annotation, biological process: neuropeptide signaling pathway. The transcript has 5 exons. NCBI's taxonomy places the organism in Eukaryota, Metazoa, Arthropoda, Insecta, Lepidoptera, Nymphalidae.